ACUUGUCUCACGGCCUGUCGCCAUCCCAUCCCUCCCUCUCGCAUCUCCGCCACCAGCCCACCUCCCCCUCCGCGCCGCCGGUGACGACUCCGUCGAGCCACUCCGCAGCAGGCGCCGGCGACCAUGUACCGCGCCGUCUCGGGCCUCGGCGCCCUCAAGAGGCAUAGGGCAGAUGCUCAAAUGAUGAAUAUUGCAAUUAGGUCUGCCAGCACAAGUGUUGCACAGAGCUCAUCAGUUGGCUUCUGGACUUGGUUGACUGGUGCACGCUCAAAUGCAUUACCACCUCCAGAUUUCGCGCUUCCAGGAGUGACUAUUCCUCCUUCGUUACCAGAUCUCGUGGAGCCUAGCAAGACAAAAAUCACAACACUUUCCAAUGGUGUAAAAAUAGCCUCUGAGACAUCUGCAGGACCAUCUUGUUCUGUUGGAGUUUAUGUUGAUUGUGGUUCUGUAUAUGAAGCACCUGAGGCAACAGGUGCCAGUCAGCUGUUGAAGACAAUGGCCUUUGCAACCACUACCAACAGGAGUGAAUUGCGUGUUGUGCGUGAAAUUGAGGCGAUAGGUGGCAGUGCCAAAGCAUCUGCUAGCCGUGAGAUGAUGAGCUACACUUAUGGAGCGCUGAAGACAUACAUGCCUGAAAUGGUUGAGGUGCUUAUUGACUGUGUACGCAACCCUGCUUUUCUUGAUUGGGAGGUCAAGGAACAGAUUUUGAGGCUCAAGGCAGAGCUUGCAAAAGCAUCAAGUAACCCUGAAAAAUUGCUUUUGGAGGCUCUUCAUUCUACUGGCUAUUCUGGUGCUUUGGCAAACCCUCUGAUUGCAUCAGAAUCUUCAAUUAGCAGAUUGAAUACAGAUGUCCUGGAACAGUUUAUAGCUGAGAACUACACUGCUCCCCGAAUCGUUCUAGCUGCAUCAGGUGUUGAUCAUGAUGAAUUGGUAUCUAUUGCUGAACCGCUUCUGUCUGACAUUCCCAGUGUAACUGGAACCACAAGGCCGAAAUCUACCUAUGUUGGUGGUGAAUAUAGACGAACUGCAGAUUCAUUGAACACAGAUGUUGCAUUGGCAUUUGAGGUCCCUGGUGGUUGGCUAAAAGAAAAAGAUUUUGCCACUGUAUCAGUUCUUCAGACACUUCUUGGUGGUGGUGGCAUCUUUUCUUGGGGAAGGCAGGGAAAGGGGUUGCAUUCACGUCUAAAUCACCUUGUAACUGAAUUUGACCAAAUCAAGUCAAUCACCGCUUUCAAGGAUGUUCACAGUAACACUGGCAUCUUUGGAAUUCAUACAUCUACUGAUGCAUCAUUUGUACCUAAAGCUAUUGACCUGGCAGCCAGAGAGCUCACUUCCCUUGCAACUCCUGGGCAAGUUGACCAAAGCCAACUGGAUCGUGCUAAAGCCUCAGCUAAAUAUGCAAUAUUAGCGAACCUGGAAUCAAAGGCAUCACUAACGGAAGACAUGGGGCGCCAAGUUCUGGCAUUUGGGGAAAGGAAACCUGUUGCGCACCUUCUCAAGGCUGUUGACGGUGUUACUCUGAAAGACGUAGCAACAGUUGCUGAAAAGAUCAUUUCAUCACCGCUGACAAUGGCAUCCCAUGGAAACGUUCUGAAUAUGCCAACUUACGAGUCGGUCAGUGGCAAGUUCAGCUCGAAAUGAGUACAUGGGCCUUCAAUUUUUCUGCCCUCUGGACAAGUUUACAGCCCGUAUUUUCCACACCUAGGCCAUUAUUCUCGGUCAAAGUUUCUUCAGAGAAAUAAGGAACCUCAUACAAUUUUGUUCGUUGAAUCUUUGCUCACUUUGCAAUUACCCGUUCCCCCCACUUCUCUUUGCGGAAACAUUUGUGCACUUGAGUUCGUGGUUAUUGCUGGUGAUAGGCCAGUCGUGUUUGUAAAUUUAACUGGUACCGGGGCUCCUCUUUCGUUUACAAGGCCCAAAGAGUGUACAAAAUACCAUUCUCUGGUCCAAGCACAUGAAUAAUGAUUCUACUGGACUGAAAUUUUGCACGA
Molecule: messenger RNA, 1991 nt
Organism: Panicum hallii
Lineage: Eukaryota; Viridiplantae; Streptophyta; Magnoliopsida; Poales; Poaceae
Product: mitochondrial-processing peptidase subunit alpha-like
Exons: 13
Coding region: 124-1641 (505 amino acids)
Cellular component (GO): mitochondrion
Molecular function (GO): metal ion binding
Source: RefSeq, a predicted model, not a curated record